CUGAACUGCAACUCCCACAAUGCAGUUCCGUCGAACUGUUUGCGCAGUUGUGGCCAAAUCCAGGAGUCAAAAGUAGCUUUAGCGGAGGGGACAUUGAAUGACUUUGUCCCUGUGUGGUUUCACGUGAAGAAAAGUUCUUUGGAGGACAGUUCGGAUUUCUGGAUCGACGCUAAUGGAGGCCCUUAUACCUGUCAUUAAUAAGCUGCAAGAUGUAUUUAACACAGUCGGUGCGGAUAUCAUUCAGCUGCCCCAGAUAGUUGUUGUUGGAACCCAGAGCAGUGGGAAGAGCUCUGUUUUAGAGAGCCUAGUCGGCCGGGACAUCCUACCGCGCGGAACCGGCAUCGUGACGCGUCGGCCCCUCAUCCUGCAGCUUGUACACAUUGACGCAGAUGAUCGCAGGAAAACCAAUGAAGAGAAUGCAUCCAAGAAAAAUGGCCGCCUUUACAAAGGCAUCGAGGGAGAGGAAUGGGGUAAAUUCUUGCACACCAAAAACAAGAUCUACGCAGAGUUUGAGGAGAUCAGGAAAGAGAUUGAAGCAGAGACGGAAAGAAUUUCGGGUAACAACAAGGGUAUUAGCGAUGAACCUAUUCACCUGAAAAUCUUCUCUCCGCAUGUUGUGAACCUCACGCUAGUGGACCUUCCUGGCAUCACAAAAGUACCAGUGGGGGACCAACCUAAUGACAUAGAGAUCCAGAUCAGGGAGCUGAUUCUAAAAUACAUCUCCAACCCUAACUCCAUAAUCCUGGCUGUGACUGCUGCCAACACCGACAUGGCGACGUCAGAGGCUCUAAAGGUGGCCCGAGAGGUCGACCCAGACGGAAGGAGGACCCUCGCUGUGGUGACCAAGCUGGAUCUUAUGGACGCCGGCACAGAUGCCAUGGAUGUUCUGAUGGGCAGAGUCAUCCCUGUCAAACUGGGUAUUAUUGGAGUAGUUAACAGGAGUCAGUUGGACAUCAAUCAAAAGAAAUUAGUGGCGGAUUCCAUUCGUGAUGAAUAUGCCUUCCUACAAAAGAAGUAUCCAUCACUCGCAAACAGAAAUGGAACUAAAUAUCUGGCUAGAACAUUAAACAGGCUGCUGAUGCAUCACAUCAGAGACUGCCUUCCCGAGCUGAAGACGAGGAUCAACGUGCUGGCGGCGCAGUACCAGUCUCUGCUGAACAGCUACGGCGAGCCCGUCGAGGACAAGAGCGCCACCUUGCUGCAGCUCAUCACCAAGUUUGCUGCAGAGUACUGCAACACCAUAGAGGGCACGGCCAAGUACAUCGAGACGGCCGAGCUAUGUGGCGGCGCGAGAAUCUGUUAUAUUUUUCACGAGACGUUUGGUCGCACUUUGGAGUCUGUGGAUCCACUGGGCGGCCUGACCACCAUCGACGUGCUGACGGCAAUCAGGAAUGCAACGGGGCCGAGGCCCGCUUUGUUCGUGCCCGAGGUUUCGUUUGAGCUGCUGGUGAAGCGGCAGAUCAAACGCCUGGAGGAGCCCAGUCUGCGUUGUGUCGAGCUGGUUCACGAGGAGAUGCAGAGGAUCAUCCAGCACUGCAGCAAUUACAGCACACAGGAAUUGUUAAGAUUUCCAAAACUCCAUGACGCCAUCGUGGAGGUGGUCACCUCCCUCCUCAGAAGGAGACUUCCAGUCACAAACGACAUGGUUCAUAACCUGGUUGCCAUUGAGCUAUCCUACAUCAACACCAAACACCCUGACUUUGCAGAUGCCAUUGGCCUCAUGAACAAUAAUCUAGAUGAGCAGAGACGCAGCAGAAUGAGAGACUUGCCUCCCUCCGUUCCCAGAGAUAAGUCUUUUAAAAGCCCCGUUGGGCAGUCUGUGUCCCCCUCUGAGCCUCUUCUCCUGGAAGGGGAGGCCGCUAAGGCAGCAGCUGCUAGCCUUCAGAGCGGUUCUGUUAAUGAGCAGGGAGAUGGAGGCACAGGCAACUGGAGAGGCAUGUUCAAGAAAGGAGAGGAGGGUCUACCGGCUGACAGGACGACACCCCAACCUCUGUCCGCCAUCAGCCCGCAGAGGGGCCACGCCGUCAACCUGCUGGAUGUGCCAGUACCAGUAUCCAGAAAGCUGUCUGCUCGUGAGCAGAGAGACUGCGAGGUCAUCGAGAGACUCAUCAAGUCAUACUUCCUUAUUGUUCGGAAAAAUAUCCAAGACAGUGUACCAAAGGCUGUGAUGCACUUCCUGGUGAACCACGUGAAGGACUCCCUGCAGAGCGAGCUGGUGGGUCAGUUAUACAAGACCACCCUGCUGAAUGACCUGCUGACAGAGUCUGAGGACAUGGCUCAGAGGCGCAACGAGGCCGCUGACAUGCUAAAGGCUUUGCAGAAAGCCAGCCAGGUGAUCGCAGAGAUCAGAGAAACCCACAUGUGGUGAGCGUCGCCGCUCUCCAUCAACUACCGUUCAUGGCUUCUGGGACCGUCAUCCUCACAGACCAUCCGUCUCCAGCAUCCUCCUCCGACCGAGUCCCGACGCGCCUCGGAGCUAUGAGACCACUCGUAAAAAUGCACUGUCGUUGGAAACGUUCCUCACCAGUAUAAAAUUGUAAUGUACAGAACAGCGAGGACUGUCUAUAAACAGGGGAUGGUGUGUGGUACCCCCUCUUUAUCAGCAUUACACACAUACUGUAGUCCCAGAUUAUAUUUUUCUUAAUGUAAUCAAAGGCAGAAACAUGAGAAAUUUUAUGUCGCCACUGUGUGGAGUCUUGCUGGGAAACUUCUGCUCCUAUUUUAGAUUGAAAUAAAAGCUAUAAAUGAUUAAACGGUA
This is a messenger RNA of Poecilia latipinna (sailfin molly), 2758 nucleotides long. RefSeq names its product dynamin 1-like (gene dnm1l). Gene Ontology annotation, biological process: intracellular distribution of mitochondria; mitochondrial fragmentation involved in apoptotic process; mitochondrial fission. The record is from RefSeq and is a predicted model, not a curated record. The transcript is spliced from 20 exons. Gene Ontology annotation, molecular function: GTP binding; GTPase activity; microtubule binding. The coding region runs from base 173 to 2368 and encodes 731 amino acids. Lineage: Eukaryota; Metazoa; Chordata; Actinopteri; Cyprinodontiformes; Poeciliidae. Gene Ontology annotation, cellular component: cytoplasm; mitochondrion; membrane.